Molecule: messenger RNA, 729 nt
Organism: Heterostelium album PN500
Lineage: Eukaryota; Evosea; Eumycetozoa; Acytosteliales; Acytosteliaceae
Exons: 1
Coding region: 1-729 (242 amino acids)
Source: RefSeq, a predicted model, not a curated record
AUGUCAGCUGAAUUAUUAAAAGAAGUAUCACCAUCGGUUGCAAAAGUAGCCAGUGGAAUCUGGGCGAAAUCGAUCGAGCAAGACGGCGCUCAACAAUCGGACAACCCAACACAUCCAUAUACAGUGACACUGGUACAGCAAUAUGCACCACCACGUGCCAUAGUUGAGCGUUUCGAGCUGCGUCGAAACGAGCUCGAGCGUUCGAUGCCAGCCGGCAAGCGUCUGGAGACUCUCAAUUGCUUCUUUGUGCCGUCGUCCGAGGGUCAGCUGCGCAAGCUGAUCAUCAACGGCUGGCUCGCCACCUUUGAGAGCGCCGCCGACAUUGUCUUCUACCAGAACGCCAACAAAGCGAUUCAGGAGCAACAGGUACCGUAUCCACUGAUGGUCGUUGCACGUGUGUGUUUGGGACGCGAGGGAAUCGAUCAUACCGUUGCCAACGGUCGUAUUAGAGUACGUGAUCUGUCGUCGGUGAUCACCUCGUUCCUACUGUCGUACAAGACAGCCAGCAGCACUGGCACCAAUGGAUUGUCAAGCAGUGGAGGUAGUGCACCACCAUCGCCAUUCAAAGUCAACGUUGAAUCACCAUCUGCAUCACCCAUUAAAUCACCAAUAUCAAAACCACUGUAUCCAUCCGGACAACUCUCUGGCGAUGGUAAAACAUGUCCAUCUUGUAACCGUGAGAAUGCAGGCAACACAAGAUAUUGUGUAAGAUGUGGUGGUCAUCUAUAA